Messenger RNA from Oikopleura dioica, 1176 nucleotides. The record is from the annotation of a GenBank genome assembly. NCBI's taxonomy places the organism in Eukaryota, Metazoa, Chordata, Appendicularia, Copelata, Oikopleuridae.
AUGAAGCUUUUUAACGUUUUUCUUUCAAGUGGUGUUUUUGGAGCUGUUGCUCCUCAAAAUGGUGCUCUCCGAGAAGAGGCUGUCAAAAUCCAACUUCUCGAAUGGCAACUUGGAAUCGCCAACUCAACCGGAAUUGCUGGAAACAUCCUGACCGAGCUUGGCGACUUGGAAGGACUGACCCAGAGAACCGUUGAUAUUUCACGAAUUCGAUUCAAGUUGCUAAUGGGAAUGCUCGUCUGGACGCAUCAAGCAAAUGGGAUCGUCUAUCAUACCUACCUGCCGCAUAUUUCAGGCCGACACAGCGCGCUAGGAUUUAUGAGCGAGUCCCAAGUCUCGACGGGAAUUGAGUUCAAACAUACAAUUACGUCAAAUACUGAAAAUGAAGCUUAUGCGGAGUACACCAUGGAACUUUAUCACGGUUAUGGAUGUCACUGUAUGCCUGAUCACUCACAUUACAUCUUCACCGGUGGAAAAGGUCGUCCAGCAGACCAUGUUGACCUCAACUGCGCCCUCCUCCGAACCUGCUACUCUUGCAUCGAAGAAUCUGACAUCAAGUGCGACACGCAUUCUCAAACGUAUUCUUACGCUCUCAACCGCCCCGCCGCCGGGAAGAACUGGUACGACCCAAUUACCUGCACCGACCGCGAAAACACCUGCGCUCGAAAAGUGUGCGAAUGCGACAAGCAAUUCGCCAUAAACGCUGCAGAUUUGUACGUCAAGAACAGCUGGAAUCACGAAAACUCCCAUCAUCAUUUCAACCAACACAAUCACUGUGAACCAAGAGGCGGUGGAAAAAUCUUUACCAAAUGUGAAAGAGCUCAUCGGCAAAGCCAUUUUAUCGACGAGGAGCUGAGCCGCUGCGAUCAUGACGACCCCAACUGCGGUUCUCACCAUGGGAACGGUCAUUUCAUGAGCGGAAGCAAUCAUCACUCAUCUGGGCAAAGUCAUCAUAUGGGAUCUGGACAUCAUCAUCGAAGCGAUCCAAACGCUUACAACCUCGACACAACAACCGAUCUAGUAACAACAACAUCUUCCACAACAACAACCACCACAACAACGACGACCACAACAACCACCACGACAACUACUCGCCGUCGAACUCAAGCAGGCCCAAUUAUCAUCGGCUCAGAUGGCAACGUUCAGUUCAAUUCAGACUGGCAGAUGAACUGGGCUUAA